CAUCCGAGUGUAGCUUUUGAUAGUGCAGUAUAGGCCUACGUCCACUUUCGUUAUGCUUAGGAUGGUUCAUUUCAUCGUUUUGGGGCUAUUAUGUCUCUCAUGUACGUUAGUCAGUUGUGUGAAUAUCGCCCAAGCACGAGCAGAUCUCGCACGCGGCGGUAGAGCCGUGUGUCCGUAUUGUUGGGCGUGCGCACAUGAGUGGAAGUGCGGCCAACCUUGCCGACCAUCUUACCGUGACUUGUGUCCUUUGUGUGCUUAUCGGUUCCACUGUAGUUCGACAUGCGUAAACUUGUGUCGCACGCCUGAAACACCCGCGCCUACACCGCCACCGACGACAACACCCGAGCCCACUCCGCCACCUACGACAACACCCGAGCCAACUCCGACCACAGCGCCUCGACCUACGACUCCAGCCACUAACCCAUGCUUACCAAAUCCGUGUCCUCUUAAUGGAAACUGUCACGCCAUUGAAAACUCAGCAGGCUAUACGUGCUCUUGCCCAGAAAACGUGGAUCCUUGUAAUGAUGAUGUCAUGGAUAUUUUCAAAAGGUAUAACUAUGACAGAAAUGGCCCGUCCUUCAAUGAAGUCAUGCUGGAAAACCCCCUAGAAACCCCCGUUGUGGGCGCCAUUUACCAAUUCACGCUGAAUGAGCUUCGAUACUUCUCCGAUAUCCCAGGAAUUCACAACGGUAUGCAGGACGCUGCCCGACAUGCUCUCACAAACUACCGCUGGACAAGAACUUACGGAGCUGAUAUCGCUAAACAGUUUGGGGAUGCUCAUGAACGGAGCAACCCUAACCCAUUCAACGAGCUAGCAAUGGAUCUACACAACAACGCCAGGGGGAGAGAACUCGCGCUAGACGCGGCGAACACUAACCGAGAUGCGUUAGAGGUGAUCCGAGAAGCGUUGAUGGAUGGAACGCUACAAGUCAGGCCCAACCCAAACCAUCCCUUUAACCAGGACACUGUAUCAAAUCCUUCCUACAACGAAUAGCUGACUAUAUUACAUUUGGACUAGAUCUAAAGGGACACGAAUAUGACAUGUAAAAAACUUGCAAACAGCUUGUCAAAGCUCGGUAGAUCGGUCCAGGCACCCUCAGUCAGUAAAAUUGUUUUUACAUGGCGUUAAACAACAGUGAAAAAAAUAAGUAUCGAGCGCAUGAAGAGGAUACAGUGUAUUGUAUAUAUCAUCACAAUUCGCGCUGUGCUAAUAAGUACCCAGCUGAUAUCCAGUGUAUCCUCCAUCUCCAUCUGGAUUAACGGCUGGAUUAGUUUUAUCCAAUCAGAAUUCUUACUGGAACACAGUCUCACUGGUUACGGGCCUAACUUGCUACACCUUUGCACAAACAUGCGAUGUAAAGAACGGUGAUCUAUUCUAUAUGCAGUCCAAACAAUAAAUUAGUAUAUAAUACAGUUUGCAAGAGUACACGAUCUACAGCUGUUUUAAUUCGUGUCAAAAUUUCCCAUUGUUUCGGGGAGCGGGGG
This is a messenger RNA of Liolophura sinensis, 1485 nucleotides long. RefSeq lists its product as uncharacterized. The record is from RefSeq and is a predicted model, not a curated record. NCBI's taxonomy places the organism in Eukaryota, Metazoa, Mollusca, Polyplacophora, Chitonida, Chitonidae. The transcript has 3 exons. Bases 53 to 994 code for a protein of 313 amino acids.